AUGGAUAAAGAUCAUUCCACCUCUGCAGACACCGCAGCAUUAGUAUCAGAAGAAAAAGUCAAUAACAACAACAAUAAUCUUGAUUCAUUUUCUGCUUUCAAUCAGUUUAUUAAUGAUAAAGUUUCAAAUAGGAAAAAUAAACGUGAUCGUGAAGAGCUAUUAGAAGACUACCAGGAAGAGGGAAAGAAAAGGACAAAGUAUAACGAUAAUAUUAUUUUGAAAGAUAAAAUACCGUGUUCUUGUAUAAAAAAGUGUGAAAAUCGCGUAAAUAAUACUAAUGAUACCAAUAUGGAAACUUUUAAUUACACAUAUACAGAUCAUUAUACAUACGCUGAUAAUUUUUGCAGUUGUAAUCAGAAUGUAACUAAUAACAGAUUUUAUACUCCCAAUGAAAUUUCCACUGAAAAAAAAAACCAAUGGGAAGAUAUAAUACAAGAAAAUAUGACCACCUUUUUUAAAGAUAUUUUCGAAUCAUCAAAAUUCAGUGCAUUCUGUGGGCAAGCAAAAUAUAAUACUGAUAUUAAUACAACACCACCUAAUAGCUUCCCUAGUACCUUGGACAUUAGAAAUAGAAAUAGCGUCGACCUUGGUAGUUUGAGUACGCUCACGGCCAGUAUCAAUACUGCUGUCACUCCAUUAGUAUCCUCCUAUGCUACUAGCCUUGAAAUGGUAAAGAAUUCAUUACGAGAAUAUAAUCGAGAUUUGGAAUCGUUGUCCCAAAAUAUCUUUUCUGGUGCUGACAAUAGUAAUCAAUCAACUAAAGGUUGUUUGUAUUCAUCAUCACCAUUAUCUUCUUCCUCCUUUUGUUCUCUAUUAAAACAACAGAAUUUUCCGUUAUAUCAACAAUAUUGUUACAGUACUAAUUCUAAUAGGACUGGUAAUUAUAAUAUUAGGAGCAGGAGCUAUUCUGCAAAGAAUUCUAAUAAUAAUAGCACUGCUUAUUGUUAUGAUUACGAUUAUUAUAAUAAGAUAUAUGGUAAUAACUUUACCGGUAAUGAGAAUAGCAAUUGUUUCCAAUAUUUAUAUCAAGGUUACGUACCGCCUGCACCUGCCACAACUGUUAUUGAAACCACAAAUAAUAUUCCUAAAAGUACUACCACUUUUGUUGAAAAUGCCCCUAAAGUGGAGCCAAAGAACUUUAUAGAAAAAACGUGCAACGGUAAUGUUAGCUUUACCAAUAACUUUAAUUCUAAGAAAACACCAUCUAUAUGGUCACAAAAAAUAAGUAAUAUAUUAUACGAAGGGUUAUCUUUGAUUCCAAUGGACUCUAAAUCAAGAACAUUGAUUACUGGGAAAUUUUACGGUAGGAAUGAAUUGAUAUCAUUGUAUAUUUUAUUCAAGUCAAAUGGUAGUGAAUACAGAAGUCCAAAACAAAUCUCAUCGCACUUGCAAGUUUUAAAAAAACAACUUACUAAACGAAUUUCAUUUUAUUCAACAGCAUUAGAGUCUAUGGUUGGCAACAGUUCAGGUACAAACCAACUAACUAGGCAAACUUUGAUUGAUAUUUUAGCGUAUGAAACCUCACUUUUAAAAAUGAUUCUUGAAGGGGCAGUAGAUAGCAUAGAGAAGAAGAAACAAUUUCAAGAAAUAUUUGAAACUUUGCUGAGCAAUAGCGAAUUAACCGGAAUAAUUAAACAACAUACAUGA
This is a messenger RNA of Saccharomycodes ludwigii, 1647 nucleotides long. RefSeq lists its product as uncharacterized. The transcript has a single exon. Gene Ontology annotation, biological process: regulation of transcription by RNA polymerase II. The record is from RefSeq and is a predicted model, not a curated record. Gene Ontology annotation, cellular component: transcription regulator complex. Gene Ontology annotation, molecular function: RNA polymerase II cis-regulatory region sequence-specific DNA binding; DNA-binding transcription factor activity, RNA polymerase II-specific. Lineage: Eukaryota; Fungi; Ascomycota; Saccharomycetes; Saccharomycodales; Saccharomycodaceae. The coding region runs from base 1 to 1647 and encodes 548 amino acids.